AGUCGGAGCGCGCGGCUGCAGCGGCGGAGCCGGAGCCCGAGCCGGAGCCGCAGCCGGAGCGGGAGCGGCGGCCGGAUCGCAGCCCGCGGGGCCCGCCGCAGCCAUGGGCAACCGCGGCAUGGAGGACCUCAUCCCGCUGGUCAACCGGCUGCAGGACGCCUUCUCUGCCAUCGGCCAGAACGCGGACCUCGACCUGCCGCAGAUCGCCGUGGUGGGCGGCCAGAGCGCGGGCAAGAGCUCGGUGCUCGAGAAUUUCGUGGGCAGGGACUUCCUGCCCCGAGGAUCUGGCAUUGUCACCCGAAGGCCCCUGGUCCUGCAGCUGGUCAAUGCCACCACAGAGUAUGCCGAGUUCCUGCACUGCAAGGGGAAGAAAUUCACCGACUUUGAGGAGGUGCGUCUGGAGAUCGAGGCUGAAACCGACCGGGUCACUGGCACCAACAAGGGCAUCUCGCCGGUGCCCAUCAACCUCCGCGUCUACUCGCCCCACGUGCUGAACCUGACCCUCGUGGACCUUCCCGGAAUGACCAAGGUCCCGGUGGGGGACCAACCUGCUGAUAUCGAGUUCCAGAUACGGGACAUGCUGAUGCAGUUCGUCACCAAGGAGAACUGUCUCAUCCUGGCUGUGUCCCCGGCCAACUCCGACCUGGCCAACUCCGAUGCCCUCAAGAUCGCCAAGGAGGUGGACCCUCAGGGUCAGCGCACCAUUGGGGUCAUCACCAAGCUGGACCUGAUGGACGAGGGCACUGAUGCCCGAGAUGUGCUGGAGAACAAGCUGCUCCCCUUGCGCAGAGGCUACAUAGGGGUGGUGAACCGGAGCCAGAAGGACAUCGACGGCAAAAAGGACAUUACAGCUGCCUUGGCUGCUGAACGCAAGUUCUUCCUCUCCCACCCCUCCUACCGCCACUUGGCGGACCGCAUGGGCACACCCUACCUGCAGAAAGUCCUCAACCAGCAACUGACCAACCACAUCCGGGACACACUGCCGGGGCUGCGAAAUAAGCUACAGAGCCAGCUGCUGUCCAUUGAGAAGGAGGUGGACGAGUACAAGAACUUCCGUCCUGAUGACCCAUCGCGCAAGACCAAGGCCCUGCUGCAGAUGGUCCAGCAGUUCGCUGUGGACUUUGAGAAGCGCAUCGAGGGCUCAGGGGACCAGAUCGACACUUACGAACUGUCCGGGGGAGCCCGCAUCAACCGCAUCUUCCACGAGCGCUUCCCCUUCGAGCUGGUGAAGAUGGAGUUUGAUGAGAAGGAGCUCCGAAAAGAGAUCAGCUACGCCAUCAAGAAUAUCCAUGGCAUUAGAACGGGGCUCUUUACCCCAGACAUGGCCUUUGAGACCAUUGUGAAAAAGCAGGUGAAGAAGAUCCGAGAACCGUGUCUCAAGUGUGUGGACAUGGUUAUCUCGGAGCUAAUCAGCACCGUUAGACAGUGCACCAAGAAGCUCCAGCAGUACCCGCGGCUGCGAGAAGAGAUGGAGCGCAUCGUGACCACCCACAUCCGGGAGCGCGAGGGGCGCACCAAGGAACAGGUCAUGCUCCUCAUCGACAUCGAGCUGGCUUACAUGAACACCAACCACGAGGACUUCAUAGGCUUUGCCAAUGCUCAGCAGAGAAGCAACCAGAUGAGCAAGAAGAAGGCUUCAGGGAACCAGGAUGAGAUUCUGGUCAUCCGCAAAGGCUGGCUGACCAUCAACAACAUUGGCAUCAUGAAGGGGGGCUCCAAGGAGUACUGGUUUGUGCUGACUGCUGAGAAUCUGUCCUGGUACAAGGAUGACGAGGAGAAGGAGAAGAAGUACAUGCUGUCGGUGGACAACCUGAAGCUGAGGGACGUGGAGAAGGGCUUCAUGUCCAGCAAGCACAUCUUCGCCCUCUUUAACACGGAGCAGAGGAACGUCUACAAGGAUUAUCGGCAGCUGGAGCUGGCCUGUGAGACCCAGGAGGAGGUGGACAGCUGGAAGGCCUCCUUUCUGAGGGCCGGAGUGUACCCUGAGCGUGUUGGGGACAAGGAGAAAGCCAGCGAGACCGAGGAGAAUGGCUCCGACAGCUUCAUGCACUCCAUGGACCCACAGCUGGAGCGGCAGGUGGAGACCAUCCGGAACCUGGUGGACUCGUACAUGGCCAUUGUCAACAAGACCGUGCGGGACCUCAUGCCUAAGACCAUCAUGCACCUCAUGAUCAACAAUACGAAGGAGUUCAUCUUCUCGGAGCUGCUGGCCAACCUCUACUCGUGCGGGGACCAGAACACGCUGAUGGAGGAGUCGGCCGAGCAGGCGCAGCGGCGCGACGAGAUGCUGCGCAUGUACCACGCCCUGAAGGAGGCGCUCAGCAUCAUCGGGGACAUCAACACGACCACCGUCAGCACGCCCAUGCCCCCGCCCGUGGACGACUCCUGGCUGCAGGUGCAGAGCGUACCGGCCGGACGCAGGUCGCCCACGUCCAGCCCCACGCCGCAGCGCCGAGCCCCCGCCGUGCCCCCAGCCCGGCCCGGCUCGCGGGGCCCUGCUCCUGGGCCUCCGCCUGCUGGGUCCGCCCUGGGGGGGGCGCCCCCCGUGCCCUCCAGGCCGGGGGCUUCCCCUGACCCCUUCGGCCCUCCCCCCCAGGUGCCCUCGCGCCCCAACCGCGCCCCGCCCGGGGUCCCCAGGAAGGGCCCAGCCUCACCUACACGACCUGCGGUCCCCCGGCCAGCCGAGGCUCCCCUCUUAGACUUAUAAGCCUGUGGCCACUGGCAUCUGGCUUCCUGCCCUCCCUGCCUCCCCAGGGUCCGUACAGAGGACUCCCGGGCUUUCUGCCCACCCCAGGGGGCCCCCAGUGCUCCCUCCAGCCAUCCUCUCAGCUCUGCCCUCCCGGUGCAAACAGUGUUCUUCCGCCUGUCAUUCGCCAUCAGAAAUGGUGGUGUCGCGUGGGGCCCACAGCCCUCUACCCCCGAGGCUAAGGGUGGCCCUGGGCCAGCGGGUUGAAAGACAGGAGACCAGAGGAGGGAAGCCGGAGGGGGCCGAUCACAUGUCUGGAGCGCGGGUGCACUGUCUGGUGUGUGUGAGAGGCCAGCGAGCGUGCAGGGAGAGGGCUCCAGCUCCUGCUCCUCCAUCCCCCCUCCCUUUCCCCCCUCUCCUCUCAUCCAGAACCCCUGCCCACACCCUCCCCUGCGUCGUCUCCCCUCCCCACCUCCAGGCUGCAGCCCAGGCUGCACUUGCCUUACCAGCUCUCCCCCCUUAUCUCUCCCGUUUUCUCUCUGCUUUGUCUCCAACUGCCAGCCGAUCGGGUCAGGCAAGUCCAUCCCGUCCUGAGAGCCCCAGGCCCCCCUUCGACCUCUAACCAGACCCCUCCUCUUCCUCGGACAUCUCUCUUCCCAAGCCUGCCUGGAUGGCUGUUCUGUGACAGUGGCUCCCCAGCCCCCGAGCCUCCCCCUUCAUCUGUGACUUUAGUCUGUUGUAGUGGUGAGCUGACACAUCCAGGCGUGACCUCGGUGACACUUGUGCCCCCUCUGUGGUAUUGCUCCUGCCCUGUUCUAUAAAUAUCUAUAAAUAUGCGCGUGCACACACACGCGCGCGCGCGCUCGGGGCGCAUCUCUGGUGUUGGGAACCGCCGUGCUGUCCCUCAGGAGUCUUGUGGCCCAACUACAAGCAAAUGCUGUCACCCCCGCCGACACGUGCCACCUCCAACGAGCCUCCCUGCCAUUCCCGGCCUGUGGACAGUCAGCCCCCUCUGCCACCUUCCUGCCCCUUCCCCCGAGCAUGGGGGUGCUGUACCGGCAGCUGUGUGGUUCUGGCCGCUACCAGUCUUGCUGUCUCUUGGCUGAGAAUAAAACCCAUUUCUGAACAAUGGGGAACAACGAGGUGUGUGCUGGCUGUGUUCCGUGGAGUUCAGGGGGAAGGGAAGGUUUAAGCACGGGGUGGGGUGCAGAUUUGCCUGGGAGGCCCCAGUCUUUCCCAGGCUGCCCUGGAAAGCACCUGGACAUUAGCUGGUCUUCAUCUGAACCCUGCUGUGGCCACCAGGGGGUGGCG
Molecule: messenger RNA, 3997 nt
Organism: Talpa occidentalis (Iberian mole)
Lineage: Eukaryota; Metazoa; Chordata; Mammalia; Eulipotyphla; Talpidae
Gene: DNM1
Product: dynamin 1
Exons: 22
Coding region: 104-2707 (867 amino acids)
Cellular component (GO): microtubule; membrane; cytoplasm
Molecular function (GO): GTP binding; GTPase activity; microtubule binding
Source: RefSeq, a predicted model, not a curated record